ACAGCCCAGGGAUUUCUCAUAAACCCACACUAGAGAGUGGGGGAGGAAAGUGACAUUGGCAUAGUGAGGAAAAAAUAAAAUUUGUGUGCCUGAGAAUCAGUCAGCCCUGAGCCUGGCCCCUUACUUUGCCAUUUGCUAGCUGUGUGAACUGGGGUAAGUUAUUUUACCUCUCUGCACCUGUCUCUUCAGCUGCAAGGUGCGUGACUGAUAAAACUAUUCAAUGGCACCCACGGCAAGGCCCAGCCAUUUGACAAUGAUUGGGGGCAGCAGUUGUCUCCUUCCCGGCCCCCUUUCCCCAGUUAUCCUGCGGGACCGAGGGCUUCCUGCCCCCAACCAGCACGAGACUGGGCUGAGCACAAAUGGGUGGGGUGAGAAUUAAGAUUCCAAGAUCUGCAAACUCCAAAAUUAAUCUCUUUAUUUAAAAAGUAUAGACCACAAAUCCAGGACAUCGUUUCCAGAAAUCCUUGUGGGUAAAUCCAUGAGACAACAGGACCAAGGCCAACCCACAGUGGGCUGAGAGGAGAGCAAACAGCCUUAUCUGGAGGUGUGGGGCCCCCAACUAUAAGAAAGGAGGCCACUUGUCCCUUCAGCUCUGUUCCUCACUCAAGAUGAAAGUCCUUGUGCUCGCUGCUCUGCUCACAGUGGGCACUGCUGAGCACAGGAUCAGCCCCCGGGCUCUGUGGCAGUUCCGCAACAUGAUCAAGUGCGUGAUCCCGGGUAGUAAACCCUACCUGGACUACAACAACUAUGGCUGCUUCUGUGGCUUGGGGGGCUCAGGCACCCCUGUGGACGACCUGGACAGGUGCUGUCAGACUCACGACCAGUGCUACUCCAAGGCCAAGAAGAUGGAGAGCUGCAAAUUCCUCAUCGACAACCCUUACACCAACACCUACUCCUACUCGUGCUCUGGCACCACGAUCACCUGCAGCAGCAAAAACAAGGAGUGCGAUGCCUUUAUCUGCAACUGUGACAGAGAAGCUGCCAUCUGCUUCUCCAAGGUUCCAUACAACAGUGAGCACAAGAACCUAGACAAAAACAAAUACUGUUAGCACGAAGUGUUCCCUCUGAAAAACUCCCCUCUACCUGCCUAAUGGCCUGCACUUUACACAGUGCCCUCUAAUAAAGCACCUUGUUG
This is a messenger RNA of Heterocephalus glaber (naked mole-rat), 1135 nucleotides long. RefSeq names its product phospholipase A2 group IB (gene Pla2g1b). NCBI's taxonomy places the organism in Eukaryota, Metazoa, Chordata, Mammalia, Rodentia, Bathyergidae. Gene Ontology annotation, molecular function: calcium ion binding; signaling receptor binding; phospholipid binding. The record is from RefSeq and is a predicted model, not a curated record. Gene Ontology annotation, biological process: arachidonate secretion; positive regulation of fibroblast proliferation; fatty acid biosynthetic process.